GGGAAAUUUAACACCGUUAGAUGUCUGUUAAGUGGUGUGAGUAUAUUGAAACAUUGGACUCGGUACCAAUCUAAACAGCGGACUCCAAUAUUUGAAAGACCCGUGCCUUCUUUCCUCCAUUGCUCUCUCCUUCCAUCUCUCUUGGUUGAGUCAAUUCAUCAAACAGGUUGAGUGCACCACCCAACCUCACCAGAGGGGCAAACUCCAACAAGAAACCGGGGAAAGAAAGUCCAACAGAGAGACAAUUCUGUGAUCGGAGCUUCUUCGAGGGAAAGAAUGUCCAACAAGAAACCGGGGAGGCUGGAGACCCACAAGAUUCAUGUUAGCUUCAAGAGUUAAUCAAGGCCUCUGGAUUUGAGCGAAACUGGUCUGAAGAAGCCAACGGAUCGCCAAUAAGGUAGAGCAAUAUUUUACAUUGAAACAUAUACAAAGUUCUGUGAGUAAGUUUAGAUUGAAACAUAUAAAAAAACCGCUGGGUUAUUGUUGUUGUUGAGGCCAUGGCACUGGCUUUGGUUGGAGCGGCUGCCAUAGGAGCACCCUUCGGAGCGCUGUAUGAUGCCGUUAAGGAAUCGAUGGGCAGGACUGUUUUGCAGUAUAAACCCCUCCUUGGAGAUUUGAAAUUCACUCUAGAAUCUCUACGGCCGCGCAUCGUCCAACAGAUAGGAGAUCAUAAUGUGGAGUUAGGCCUCCCGAAUGACGAUAUUGAGAGCCUACAAAGACAAAUGGAGGAGGGCAUAGUGCUUGUUAGGAAGCUGUCGAAUAUUGGUAUGUGGAAUUGUUAUGCAUGGGGCAGCUGCAUCAACUGCACAACGCCUAGUUACAGCGACCAACUUGUUGAGUUGGAUAGGUCUCUUAGAAUACUGUUAGAGAUAUUGAAGCUGCAGGAAGCAAGGGAUGUGAAGGAGGUCUUGCUUUUGGCUAGGAAGAUCCAUGACAAACAAGAUGAAUUGGAAAGAAGAAUGUCAGAUUUGCUGAAAGUGCAGCAGGAAGCAGGGGAUGUGGGAGGGUCUUCAGGAAGCAACACAGGCACGACGAUACAGCAAGGAAACGAAGGGAAUGGAGGGCAUCAAGUGGUGCCAUUAGGCGGAGUAGGAGGGAGUGGAAUACUGUUAAAGAGAUUGAAGCUGCAGCAAAAAGAGGAUGUGAAGGCCAUCUUGCUUUUGAAUAAGGAAAUCCGUGACGCACAAGUUGAAUUGGACAGGAAAAUGUCAGAUAUUCUGAAAUUGCAGCAGGAACCAAAAGCUAACAGUUGUAGGACAGUUGGAUCCAGCGCUAAUAGCGACUAAAUUGAGGAAGAUAGUUUCUAAAACAGAGGUGAUAUCAGUUGGCCCAGCCAAGGAAGAAAUAAAAGAAGAUAAGAAAGAAAUCUUAGUAUGAAAGAGAAAAUGGAAGACAACAAAGAAGAAAAUUUAGAGAAAAUUUUUACUAUGAAAGAGAGCAGGUGAUAAAGGAUGCUAUAAUCUUGUUUGUACCAUUGGGUACAGCCUGCAGCAUUGCGUGAACUAAUUUCGGAUCAAGGGACUCGGCAUCCAACGUUGCUUCUGCUUCAGAUGCCAAGAAUGUAGAGUUUUAUGAUCAGAUACG
Prunus mume (Japanese apricot) is the source of this 1584-nucleotide messenger RNA. RefSeq lists its product as uncharacterized. NCBI's taxonomy places the organism in Eukaryota, Viridiplantae, Streptophyta, Magnoliopsida, Rosales, Rosaceae. The record is from RefSeq and is a predicted model, not a curated record.